AUGUCGCUCGCAAAGCUAACACUACGGCCUCCUCCGAAUAUUGACUUCGUCCAGGGCUACCCCGGCAUCCCACCUGGCGGCGCUGACCGUCCACAGGCUGCAGUCAAGGGCGCGAUUGAGGUCCGCGUCGGUGGCCAGGGAGUGAAGGCCAAGUGGGUCCGCAUCGAGCUCAAGAAGGUCGAGGUGCUGCCCGGCGGGAACACAUUCUACGACUAUGUCGGCCAGAGCCCCAUCAACGUAUGGCAAGCAAGCGAAGAGUACGGCACGUUGCAUACGCAAGACUUUCCUUUCUACAUCCGGAUACCAGAAUCUAUACCCCCCAGUAUCGCGCUUGAAAAAGGCGCUGGCAUAAGGUACGAACUGAUUGCAGCAGUGUGUUUGAAGGGCAAGAGGGGCCUGCUGCGGCGCGACAAGCCGACGAUCACGACUGCUUCAUCGACGAUCAUUAUUGACAAGCAUGAAUUGCAUUCGACAUGGCCCAUCUACCAGCAACCAGAGACACGCAACCAUACGCAAGGCGACGUGACUCUCAUCGUGGAGCGCACUCGUACGUGUUUUGGUCCUGGCGACCGUGUCACAGUCAGUGCGACCGUAAAAGCGGACAACAUGUACAAGGACACUCUUCGGGGCUUCGAAUUCACACUCCGAGAGACGACUGUCUUUCGCGGAGGCCCGCAGAGCACUGGCAAGAAGGGUGCGCCAGUCAUCAAGGUAGUGCACAUUGCGGAGCAGAGGGUACCUCUGAAUGCUGCGCUCUUUGGCGGGAUGCAGCACAAGGCGGACCUAUUCGUCACGAUCCCCACCCAGCACACGUCCACAACUCUCAACACCGCGAGGCACAUCGACAUUACCUAUCACCUUGUCGUGAAAGCUCUCAUGGCUACUACGUCGCACGUCUCACUUGACCUCCCGAUAGUCGUGUCGAACUGGCCAAAACCUGUAUCGAUUGAGGCCAUGAGGCGUAUCGGCCUAGCGCCCAAUGUCUCCUCUCCCCAUGGCAAUCCCAGCUCUGUCCCCUCGACGACCUCAUCCUCGUCCUCGCCACCACUCAUCGGCCAGCCCAUCAUGAAGAACCAGGGGCGGCCGUCUACCGCCCAGAGUGCCAACUCCCAAGUCGACGUCGUCAUCGGACGUCCGUCCGUCGGGCAGUACAACACCGCGCCGGCAGAGCGGUCGAACGGGACUGCGGGUGCCGGCAAGCCCGACGAGUUUGGUGUCAAAGCCAAAGCGAUGAAUGACCAGGAGUCGAGCGUCAGCCCGCCGGAACGUUCUGGGACGCAUGCCGCACAGACGAUUGGGGGCACGCCGGGCCUGGGCGCCUCGAGCUCGGGGUCGGGCCCAGGGAGGAUUGCGCCGUAUGCGAGCGAUACGACUGCCUUCGUGCGUCCGCGUGCCGGCAGCGCGAGGGUGACCAGUCAGAGAUUGACUGUGACGAAUCUGAAUGAGGCGGAGCUCGCAGAGCAUAGGGCGGCGGAGAGGGCUGCUAAUGCUAGUCGCGCUCAGGGCAGUGGGUCCAGCGGUUCUCGUCCGUCGACUGCACCGACGCAGAAUGCAUCGCGCCGAUGGAUGACUGCCGAGGAGGAAAAGACAAAGCUGUACAAGACGGCUGUCGCGAACGUCGAGAGGGUCCAGGGCGUGCCCGUGCCUCGUCCACUCAGUCCUGUCGGACAGUCAUCAGCGCCGUCUACGCCUCCGCCUGAUGCUGUCAGCAUGCCAGUCCCGGCUCCCGCAACUCAGAGGCCCAAUAAACGAUGGCUCACGGCCGAGGAAGAGAAGGCCAGGCUCUUCGAGAGUGCGCAAGCAGCUGUCGCCCGCGCCCAGGGUCUCGAUGGCUCCAUCACAAGCUCACCGCCAGAAUCUCUCCACGGCAGGAGCGACUCAAUUACCUCCAACUCACCCAUGUCUUCGCAGCAGGCGAGAGCCCAAGAGCCCACGGCGGGCCCUGCGCCUCGCACGCCUCCGCCGGCACAAGGCAGCUCAGGAGGAUACCGUUCCUCGCCGCAGACGCCUCCGUCUGCUCGCGGCCGCAUGCCUACCUAUCUAACCGCAGACGAGGAAAAGGCCGCCAUGCGCCGCUUCUACGAGGCCAAAGCUGCCGUAGACCGCACGCAGGAGGUAGCGUUCGGCGUAUCACCUUCGACACCUGCAUCCGGGCCGAUGCCCUACGACGCUCUCUAUCCUUCAAAGCCAGCGUCUCCACCGACGGUCGGUGGCUCACCCCCUCCUUUUGCUUCAUCUGCUUCAUCUUCACAACCUGCUUAUUUAUCGGAGAAAGAACGACUGCGACGCGACUACGAAGCUCGAGAUGCAGCGGCGAUGGCGUCCCCACCGCCUGCACCCCCACCACACAGCAUGCCCCCUCCAAUGAGUGCGGUAGGGUCUCCUGCGUACCAGCCCCCGGCACCCGUGACGACCAUUCCACCGCCUGCUGCAGCGAUGUCGAGCGCCGCUGCUGAAAAGGAAAUGUUGCGGCGCAGGUUUGAGGCUCAGGAUACAGCCGUGUAUGGGUCUAACGGACCACCCGCACCACCACCACGCUCCGGUUCAUUCAGUGCUAGUUCACGAGCCUUGCCAGCCUCAUCUCGGUCGCCUCCUGUUCCGCCCGUCAGUGCAGGCUCUCGUCCGCUGACCGCAGCAGAAGAGAAGGCCCGCCUCAAGGCGAUGUACGAAGCCGAGGAUCGUGUAGCGAAGCCUCCGAACGGCGUAAUCUCACAUCCUGCUUCCUCUGUGACCCCUCUGGCCAACGGCGCGGCACACUAUGCAGCACCAGUCGCUCCGCCACCACCACCGCCUCUAGCCCCAAAACCGCCAAAGGAAUACAUACAGGAAACCCAAGAGGAAGAUAUGCGUACACACGCCCGGCUACAAGCUAUCGACAAAGAAAUAUCCGCGACCGCACCUCUGAAAACUGAAGUCAUCCUGUCCUCCUUCAGCGCCGAUCUAGUUGACGCGAGUGGGAACCCGAUGCCGCCGCCUGGUCCGCCUCCGCCAAUUGCUCAGCCCACGAGCAUGCCUGUCGAAAUCGAGUAA
Molecule: messenger RNA, 3030 nt
Organism: Rhodofomes roseus
Lineage: Eukaryota; Fungi; Basidiomycota; Agaricomycetes; Polyporales; Fomitopsidaceae
Exons: 10
Coding region: 1-3030 (1009 amino acids)
Biological process (GO): division septum assembly
Cellular component (GO): division septum
Source: RefSeq, a predicted model, not a curated record